This is a messenger RNA of Notodromas monacha, 2037 nucleotides long. The record is from the annotation of a GenBank genome assembly. Lineage: Eukaryota; Metazoa; Arthropoda; Ostracoda; Podocopida; Cyprididae.
UUUCUCUCUUUAAAUAGAUUUGAGAUUUUUCUGCUCUCAGGCCCAGUGCAGAAAAAGUACAGAACAGUAUUCGCAGUGUCUUUCCGUGCUGUCAAUAAUGAAGAUGCAGAAGGCAAUCACAGUGUGCUUCCUGGUGAUGACCGCCAUUUCGGCGGCUUUCGCGGAAGCCAGCUCGCAUUCGGCGCCCAUCAGAACGUUUCGGCCGCCAAGUGGAUUCAUCGCUCUACGAGGCAAACGCAGUCCGAUCGACCGCGGGUCUUUCCGCAACUUCAUGCUCAGGUGCUUGGCCUGGGUCAGGAAGAAAUCAGGUAUUUAUCAAGACCAGAUGACAGUGAGCUUGGAGAGGACUUGCAAGGUUCUGGAGAAAUGUCUGGUUUUGAUGAUGAAUCAGCAGCAAUCAAUGGGCUGCUGUCAGAACCGAGUUUAGCAAUCCCAAAAGGGCAAUUCCCGUUGAGAGGCAAAAAGAACGGAUUCGCCGCUUUCAGAGGUAAGAAAAGCGACGACAGUCUCGGGUUUUCCGCGUUCCGCGGCAAAAAAGCCGCCGCGGCGGCGGAGGACGACUAUUACGGCUUCUCUGGGUUCCGCGGCCGCCGAAGCCUUGUGCCAAAGAGGCGGAAGGCGCCGUUCUUCCCGCGGCUACCCAAGCAGCCCAAGGCGCCAAAAUUGCAGGUGUUUUGCUUGACAGAGCAGAACCCUUGGGGCAUUGUGAGUUCCAUCAAAAGCUUCACACUUGAGCAGUUACUGGCCUUUCAUACGUNUUCGGAACACGGUUUCUCCGCCUUCCGCGGCAAGAAGGGCGCCGAUGGGUUCGUCGGGUUCCGCGGCAAGAAACCCAGCGGAUUCGUGGGCAUGCGAGGCAAGCGUGGCCCUGACUCGUCAUCCGUGAUGUUCGGCAGGAAUGGAAGAUCUCCCUGGCAACGGAUCAUGUCCGAGACAAAGAGAGAUGGCGGGACAGGAGACCUGGACGGGUUCGAAGGGCCCGUGAACCCGGCUUCGUUCAUCAGGUCACCGGAGGACACGAAGGAGAUCCAGUCGUUCCUGGCGUCGCUCAGAGGCGCCCUCGUUGAGCCGGACUUUGAAAUGCACAACACGGACCCAGCGACUGUCGAACUCAUGCGCCGCAACGAGAGGUCGCCCCUUGGCGCCAACAUGGGAUACCUCACAGCAACACAGGCGCCUCAGGCUGCAAGAACCGCCUGAGGCUGGUCAACAGCAUCAGGCGAUUAUUACUAAAUCUUGCAACAUCUCUGGAACCCACCUGAUGCGGACACUGUUUCAAAUCCUCGACUAUAUCCUCAUCAAGGCCCUCGCUUUGCUGGAAAUCAUCUUGCCUUUUUCUUUUUCUUUUUUUCUUACUUGAAUCACUUGAAAUUUCAACAUGGUCCUAGGUGUGUUAUUGGAGGAAUCCGCAAAAACCCUGAAGACGUUCGUUUCUUCUAUUUUCCACGAACUCCAUCUGCUUUUUAACCAAUAAGUCAUGUAUAGCAAAUCACAAAAGGAAUUUGAUUUUGUUCCUCAUGAUAUAUCAAGAUAAUUUUGAUCGGUUAAAUUAUGUUUUUUGUAGAUACAUUUGUUGACGUUUUUGUAAGUAUUCCAUGAGGUUGCUUUGCGUGGGUAUAUGUAUAUCGGCUUUGAAAUCAGAUUUAAAAAAGCAUGAUGCAUCAUUGGCAUGUUUUUUUUUUCAGAGUUACCAAAAAUGUUUCGAAAAGUUUGUUAGAUUGAUUGUGUAAUUCAUUCGUAUCCUCUUCUUUUUUAAUAUUAUUCAGAGGCGGAUUGAUUCGUUUCGUGCAACCCCGAUACUUGAAAGAAUUGUUGAAGAGAAAUCGAAUCAUUCUUCUUUGGGUUCGUUGUUGCAAAAAUUGUUCGUUAUUGUCAAAGUUAUGAAUCUCGAGGUUUGUUCUUCCGGGAAAGCAAGAAAAGAAUAUACGCAGAACACUUGGGAAAUGGGAAAAAAUGUUUUGAUGGUGUAGAAAGAGAAAAGAGUUCAUGAAUUGAAAAAAGUUGGCGCCUGAAAUACAAUUCGCAUCAUGGAGAAAA